UAUUUACACAUGUCAUAUGUGUAAUUUUUGGUGACACUCAUAAUAAUUUGACAUGCGCGUUGAUGUUGGAGAUAAUCGUCCAAACAAAACAAACGCAAGCAACAAAGUAAAGUGCAAUAAAAUGUCAGUGUCCUGGAUUUCCUGACUCCUGGUCCUGAAAAAAGAAAUUGAAGAGAGAUGUACCGGUACGUUUGGUCGCUGGUCUGCUGGUACCUGAGGCCGAUAAUAAAGUGGUUCCUCCGGCAGACGACGUCGAUGUGCGAGCUCCAGAGGAUUUGCUACGGCGAGCCCUCGGGGGCCAAGAGGACGCUCGCGGUCGAGAAUUCCCUGUACCAGUCCCGGAACCCGGAGAUCAAAGCGAUGGUAGUCAGUCUUGACGAGCUGACCGAGCGUAGGGGCUUCAACGCCAAGACCGAGAGGAAGGUCCUCGAGGACGCCAUCAGGACUGUCCUGCUGGCCAAGAAGAUUAAUCCUGUAGCUCACCCUGAUUUCGCCAAGACCUUCGGCAAGUGCGUCGAGCUGAUCUGGGGGUACAGGCAGCUGGUUUUUGAAAUUGAGGAGCUCAGGAAAACUGGGUAUGAUUCUAAUAAUCCAGAGCAUGAAGUGAUCCUGCUGAAGCUUUGGAAUCUUCUGAAGCCUGAUGAACCUCUUGAGGCUAGGGUUACUAAGCAGUGGCAGGAUAUUGGCUUUCAGGGCGACGAUCCAAAGACAGAUUUCCGAGGCAUGGGAAUUCUCGGCCUAGAGAACCUGGUGUUCUUCGCAGACGAGUACCCAAUAGCAGCUCGCCACGCAUUACUACACUCUAUUCACCCAAGAUACGGUUACGCGUUUGCGAUAGUCGGGAUCAACAUCACCAGCAUGGCCUGGAGGCUGCUCCGGGACGGAGCAGCCAAAACCCACGUCUACAAUUCCUCAAAGACUCUCCCGGGAGUCCGUGCCUUUCACCAGUUCUUCAGCUACCUCUUCUACGCGUUCGACGAGUUCUGGAUCGAGAGCAAGCCCACCAAUAUGAUGGAGUUCUCCUCUCUAUCCCAGAAAUUCGAGAACAGCAUCCGCACCGCACUCGCUAACCCUGCGACUGUCUUUCGGCUCAAUCCCAGCCUCGACAAAAUUUAGUGAAAAUUUUUUAAAAAUUUAUUAUUAUUUACAAGGCCAAUAUUUUUGCCAUAAUUUAAAA
Messenger RNA from Cotesia glomerata, 1177 nucleotides. Its product is annotated as ELMO domain-containing protein 2. NCBI's taxonomy places the organism in Eukaryota, Metazoa, Arthropoda, Insecta, Hymenoptera, Braconidae. The record is from RefSeq and is a predicted model, not a curated record. The coding region runs from base 178 to 1116 and encodes 312 amino acids. The transcript is spliced from 4 exons. Gene Ontology annotation, molecular function: GTPase activator activity.